Messenger RNA from Xiphophorus maculatus (southern platyfish), 1846 nucleotides. It is a transcript of the gene hoxb6b, whose product is annotated as homeobox protein Hox-B6b. The record is from RefSeq and is a predicted model, not a curated record. NCBI's taxonomy places the organism in Eukaryota, Metazoa, Chordata, Actinopteri, Cyprinodontiformes, Poeciliidae. The transcript is spliced from 2 exons. Bases 1031 to 1756 code for a protein of 241 amino acids. Gene Ontology annotation, cellular component: nucleus. Gene Ontology annotation, biological process: regulation of transcription by RNA polymerase II; anterior/posterior pattern specification. Gene Ontology annotation, molecular function: RNA polymerase II cis-regulatory region sequence-specific DNA binding; DNA-binding transcription factor activity, RNA polymerase II-specific.
AUGAGAUAUUCGUUAUUCUCCCUUUCGAAUAAACUUAAAUCAUUAGCAUUUAACUGCGUGGAUUGACUUGAGUGUUCUUCUUUGUUUAUUUAUUUAAUUAUUUACUUAUUUACUCCUCUGUUCAGCAUGCAAAAAUCCGCAUGUUUUCAUUUGAGAGCGAAGGAUUUGACCCACAAGAUUGAAACGAACUAAAACGCAACGAUUUAGUUGCUUGAUCUUGACAUUUGUGUUGCCAUCAGGCGAACAGACGCCGAUGCAUGUGGCGAAGCGAUGCACAUACCUGAAACUUAGCCCACCUUUUCUUUUAUUAAACCUGUGGGACGGCCGUGCACUCGGUCGGUGUGUGUUAAUUGCGAUGGGGAUGAAGGUGGUGACGAUGAUGGCGCUUGAGCGAGUCCUUCCUGCGUGCGGCUCCCUGCACGUCAGAGUCGCAUCUGGACACAUCAGCAGGGGACGCGCACCUUUAGGGAAACGAAAGCGUGAGAUGAGACCAGUCAGUUGCCGCUUGUUCAGACGCUGCAUUGAGAAUGAAGUGUUUAACCGCCCUGGUUCUGAUCAAAGUGGGUUAAUUAAUAGGGCGGAAGUGGAAAUUGAGAGGGGAGAGUAAAGCAGAGAUAAUUGUUUUGUUUUGAUUUUUGCUUAUACCUGCGCGUGCUUUGGGUCUAACAAAUGGCGUGUUUCUUUUUUGUUUGUAUGUUUGUUUUUUGUUAAUUAUGCAAUUCUGUGAGUUUAAAGUGUGCCUUUAUGUGAGCGCGCGUAAAGACCGACUGGCUCGAGCGCUUCAUUUCGAUUCACCGGGGACUCCUGUGCGCAACAAGAGCCCCCCAUGGGUGCAAUAGAGCAAGCACAGACGGCGGUGAUUGGCCAGAGGUUGAUCAGAUGGUACACUUCCCCUCUGUAUCCGGUGGCACCUCACAGCCCCCCUUUCAGCAAAAACCAAAUCUCCGAUAAAGUAAUGGCAAAAGCACUUGGACUAUAAAAGACAACAAAUCAUAUUCCUCCGGAGUAAAUACACCCCGUUGUCCACCCAAUGAGUUCCUAUUUCGUUAACUCAACUUUCCCCGUGUCUCUACCGGGAGGACAGGACUCUCUCCUGGGUCAGAUACCGCUCUACUCCUCGGGAUACACGGACCCGUUGAGGCACUACUCCAACGCGGCCACGUAUGGAGCGGCCAACAUGCAGGAGAAGGUCUACCCGGCUUCCUACUACCAGCAGUCGGGCGCGGCGGCGGCGGCGGCCAUCUACGGCCGCGCUGCCGCCGGCGGCGGAGCGCCGUGCGACUACAACCCCGUGGGCACGUUCUACAAAGACGCGGAGGGCUCGUGCGCCUUCUCGAGCGGCCGCGAGGAGCAGCCGCUGUUCGUCACUCAGGAGCACCAGCAGCGCAAGGCGGAGUGCGCGGAGCAAGCUGUCAGCAUGAGCGGCAGCAUCGACGACAAGUCCUCCACUCUCAUCUACCCCUGGAUGCAGAGGAUGAACGCCUGCUCCGCCGGCCCAUUUGGGAGCAGCGGCCGCAGAGGCCGGCAGACCUACACCCGCUACCAGACCCUGGAGCUGGAGAAGGAGUUCCACUUCAACCGCUACCUGACCCGGAGGCGCCGGAUAGAAAUCUCCCACGCCCUGUGCCUGACGGAGAGACAGAUCAAAAUCUGGUUCCAGAACCGCAGGAUGAAGUGGAAAAAGGAGAACAAACUCCUGAAUCCCUCAAAGACAGCCGAGGAGGAGGAACAGGAGCAGGCGGAGAAGAAGAGCUAAACUACAAAGGGGACUCUGAGACAAAAAAAAAAUGACGAAGAAGAAACGCUUGAAUGUGUGCGUGCGUGUGUGUGUGUGUGUGUGUGUGUG